AUGUUUGUCAUGGUCGUUGAGAAGCUGUUUAUCGUCGAUGCACAGAAGGUGCUGGGCAGCACCGAUCGCAAGACGCUUGCGGUUGGCAUCACCAAACUGCUCACGGAGCUCGACGUCUUUUUCACCAACACCAACAUGAACGCUCUGUGGGCGCCUCUACUGCCGGCUCUGGUGUCCGUCUUUGCGCUGCCUGAAGAUGAAUCGACAGAAGGUGCUGAGCACUUUGUGGAGAUUGAAAAAGCCGCCGGUUACCAGGCCAGCUACUCGCAGCCGGCUACCCACACCGGCCGAAAGCAACUGGACCCGAUGGAGGACAUUGCCGAUGCGCGAAUCUUUUUAGCCACAAGCCUGGGAAAACUCUCCGCAAAGUAUCCACUAAAGACGAUCGUCUUGUCUAUGCAAGCUGAUGCGGUCGCCUUCUUGUAA
Molecule: messenger RNA, 426 nt
Organism: Rhagoletis zephyria (snowberry fruit fly)
Lineage: Eukaryota; Metazoa; Arthropoda; Insecta; Diptera; Tephritidae
Source: RefSeq, a predicted model, not a curated record